This is a messenger RNA of Achroia grisella, 611 nucleotides long. RefSeq names its product allatostatin (gene AST-C). The record is from RefSeq and is a predicted model, not a curated record. Lineage: Eukaryota; Metazoa; Arthropoda; Insecta; Lepidoptera; Pyralidae. The coding region runs from base 95 to 475 and encodes 126 amino acids. The transcript is spliced from 4 exons.
GCGGAAGAGAGUUGUAUACAAGUCGGCAUAACUACGUUGCUACAAAAGUUUAUAUCUGUCAAGUUAUUCAACGUUUUAAAACCGCCUCUUCAUAAUGAAAUUUUCUACCGUCUACAGUUCCAGUAUGGUUAUCAUGUUAAGCACAUUGGCAUUAAUGUUUGUAACAAUCUUAGCAGUACCCGUGGAGUCAGAUGAUGAUCAAUCAGAAAAUACGCUGGUAGGGCGCCCCGAUAAUGGUAUAGACUUAACAGGACCCUGGGACUCUAUUGACACCACUGCUCUGCGUAAAUUACUGUUGCAAUUGGACGCCGAAGACAGGAUGGGUCGAGUUAGCCGUUCGUGGCCUCAGACGGAACCUCGGGGCUGGGGCGUGCGAACACUGGAUGGGCGGCUGGCUCGGCAGUGGCGGGCAGACAAGCGCCAGGUCCGGUUCCGCCAGUGCUACUUCAACCCCAUCUCAUGUUUCCGCAAGUGAACCGUUGACUCAGCAUUCCGCAGCGACAAACGACGUACCGCUACAAAAAUAUACCCAGUUGUAAACAUUACUAAUUCGUAGCCAUUCUUUAUAAUAAUCUCAAGUUAUAUCAAUAUCCGAUGCAAUAAAAAAAUAU